GGCCUGACACGAACGUAAACGAUUUACCGCGUAGCAAGUCGACGAACUCGGGCAAUACUUCUCAGGUUACAAUUCCCCAAUUAUCGACCUCAGGAAUUCAUGUGCUCUUAGAGUACUUCGCGUAGCGCCUCCUCGCGCAUUCCUCCUUGACUGUCGUGGGUUUGGGCCGGUAACCGCUGGGAGCGUGUGUCUGCAUGAGACUUUCCCAGUCCCGGUUGGCGCCUGAAUGGCUGUACCUCAUCUCUUUGUGUGAGCAUCAGCGUAUCGCCUCCGCACGGCUCUGCGCCUGGACAACGCACGACUGCUCUCGAUGGCCUCGUCCAACGGCGAUCAUGCAUUCGUAUCGACCAUCGUGGGUAAACGAACUGUCUGGCCGGGUCCUUGUUCAAGAACAUGCGGGGGAAGUCGGCUUUGAUGGAACUGGUUCACAUCUGCGGACAGGGGUUCAAGUGAAUAUACGGAUAUCUAGGUUGCAGAUGCUCAACAGAAAGGCCGUGGCUGAUGUGAUAGAUAUCAGUCGCCUCACUGCCCGCCCGCUCUCACACAUACAGGCCUAUCAGCCUUCUCUUCCAUUCGUCGCCGCGAAUGCGCCCUCGACCAUGGUCCGAAGCUCGUCUGCCACAGUGACGCCUGCCAUGCGCGUUAUUAUUGGACCGUGGGUACGCCAGCGCACAGCUUGCUGGGCUACGCACAAGCACAUCACCGGGCCGGUCCCUCAAAAUCCAUGAUCGCCGCCGGUAGGUUUGUUGCUUCAAACGAGGCGAACCUCGUCUUCCGGUCGACAGUUGCCGCUUUGGUAUUCUCCGAUCGUGGAUAUCCGCAAUGACACAUACACAUACUGGUUGACAGCGUCUGGGAUGUUCCACAGCCUUACAAGCUCUUGCGGGCAGGCGACGGCGUUUACCUUCUGUAUAGUGCCAUUCGCCUUCGACGUUCCCAGAGUAUUUUCAGAAAUGAGGGUAUAAAUUCAUAGAUAGCAUUCAUAGAAGAAAAGCGUCCGUACGGUAUCUAGUCGUCUGCAAAACGCUUCACUG
Molecule: messenger RNA, 1034 nt
Organism: Laetiporus sulphureus 93-53
Lineage: Eukaryota; Fungi; Basidiomycota; Agaricomycetes; Polyporales; Laetiporaceae
Exons: 1
Coding region: 195-728 (177 amino acids)
Source: RefSeq, a predicted model, not a curated record